GUUGUCUUGUAAAAAAGCAAACACCAUGUCCAUAGGAACCCCCCUCCAACUCAAUCAAUGGCCAUCCAUUUCUCUCCUCUUCCUUCUCUCACUAACGAGCCCUAACUCUCUCUCUACAAACACCUCAAGAUCUCUACUUUUAAGAAAUGAAGAAGAAGACCCUCAUUUCCCUCUCUCUACUACUCUCCCUCUUCGCCUUAUCUUUCUCCAUAGAAGAUGAUAUCACCUGUCUUGAAGGGGUCAAGAAGUCCUUUACUGACCCACUGGGUCGACUCACUUCCUGGACUUUCAACAACAACUCAGUUGCUUUCGUUUGUAAACUCAAUGGUGUUUCUUGCUGGAACGAGAAGGAGAACCGAAUCAUCAGUCUUCAGCUAUCGUCUUUUCAGCUUUCAGGCAAGUUACCGGAGUCUCUCAAGUACUGUCAUAGCUUAACAACACUGGAUCUUUCAAGAAAUGAUCUUUCAGGGCCGAUCCCACCUGAGAUUUGUAACUGGUUGCCUUAUAUAGUCUCUCUUGAUCUCUCCGGGAACAAGUUUUCCGGUCCGAUCCCGCCGGAGAUUGUGAAUUGUAAGUUCUUGAAUAAUUUGAUUUUGAGUGGAAAUCAGUUGACUGGUUCGAUUCCUUUUGGUCUUGGUCGCCUUGAUCGGUUGAAAACGUUUUCAGUGGCUUCUAAUGAACUGUCUGGUUCGAUACCGGAUGAAUUGGGGGCUUUUUCGAAGGAUUCUUUUGAUGGGAAUGAUGGGUUGUGCGGUAAGCCGCUAGGGAAGUGUGGUGGGUUGAGUAGUAAGAGUCUUGGCAUUAUCAUUGUUGCUGGGGUUGUUGGGGCUGGUGGGUCAUUGAUUUUGGGGUUUGUAAUUUGGUGGUGGCUGUUUGUUAGGGGAGGUAAGACAAAGAGAGGUUCUGGUGGCGGCGGCGGUAAUGGUGAUGAUCCUAGUUGGAUUGAGUUGCUUAGGUCACAUAAGCUAGUACAAGUGACGUUGUUUCAAAAACCUAUUGUUAAGAUCAAGCUGGCUGAUAUUUUGGCUGCUACUAAUAGUUUUGAUUUUGAAAAUAUUGUGAUUUCAACGAGAACUGGGGAUUCGUAUAAGGCGGAUUUGCCUGAUGGAUCUAGUCUCGCUAUUAAGAGGCUUAAUGCUUGCAAACUUGGUGAGAAGCAAUUUAGGGGUGAGAUGAAUAGGUUAGGGGAGCUUAGGCAUCCGAAUUUGGUGCCAUUGUUAGGUUAUUGUGCUGUUGAAGUGGAAAAGCUCUUGGUGUAUAAGCAUAUGCCUAAUGGGACUUUGUAUUCUCAAUUGCAUGGAAGUGGAUUUGGUAUUAGUCAGUCUAGUGUUUUGGAUUGGCCUACGAGGGUGAGGGUUGGUGUUGGCGCAACAAGAGGACUUGCUUGGCUUCACCAUGGGUGCGAUCCACCUUAUAUUCACCAGUAUAUUAGUUCCAACGUGAUACUUCUUGAUGAUGAUUUUGAUGCAAGGAUUACUGAUUUUGGGUUGGCAAGGUUGAUUAGUUCUCCUGAUUCUAAUGAUAGUUCUUAUGUUAAUGGAGAUCUUGGGGAGUUUGGGUAUAUUGCUCCUGAGUAUUCCAGCACAAUGGUUGCCUCAUUGAAAGGUGAUGUUUAUGGCUUUGGUGUUGUGCUUUUGGAGUUGGUAACUGGACAGAAAGCUUUAGAUGUCAAUAAUGAAGAGGAAGGAUUCAAAGGGAAUUUGGUGGAUUGGGUUAAUCAAUUGGUGAGCACUGGUCGAAGCAAGGAUGCCAUUGAUAAAGCUCUAACUGGGAAAGGUCAUGAUGAUGAGAUUAUGCAGUUCUUGAGGGUUGCUUGGAGCUGUGUUGUUUCCAGGCCCAAGGACAGGCCUUCAAUGUACCAAGUCUAUGAGUCUCUGAAGGGUUUGGCUGAGAAACAUGGUUUCUUUGAUCAAUACGAUGAAUUCCCACUGAUCUUUGGCAAACCAGAUCCUGAUUACAAGGAGUAGCAUAGGCAGAACAAGAAGAACAAAAAAAUUUUAUCCUUGUGAAGAAAAAUAGUAGCAUAUUGGCAUCUUUGCAUUCAUGCUAUGUUUUGGAAGACUUUGGUAUGCUCCUCGUCAUUGUGCUUGAUUAUUGGAUAAUUAUGUACAUUACAUGAGGCAUCAGUACCGUACCUUCUAUGUAGCCUAGGAAAUUUCUCAUUUCCCCCCUGCAAAACUUCUGAAUUGAUCUGUCAUUUGUAGAAUGUUUCUACUGGGAAAGCUUUUUUUCUUAAUCAUUGAAGAUGUUGCUAUGUUCAUGUGACAUAAGGGAUGGCCUAUAUUCUAUAUUCUAUUUUCAUGUAUUUGUUGAA
This is a messenger RNA of Populus nigra (black poplar), 2314 nucleotides long. Its product is annotated as probable inactive receptor kinase At1g27190. Gene Ontology annotation, biological process: protein phosphorylation. The transcript has a single exon. Bases 147 to 1967 code for a protein of 606 amino acids. The record is from RefSeq and is a predicted model, not a curated record. Gene Ontology annotation, molecular function: ATP binding; receptor serine/threonine kinase binding; protein kinase activity. Lineage: Eukaryota; Viridiplantae; Streptophyta; Magnoliopsida; Malpighiales; Salicaceae.